AUCCCCGGCAGCCCCUCCGCGGGGCCCGGCGCCGGAGGGGGGGAAUCCCUUCCUCCCUCCUCCCCGCCCGGCUGCGUACGCCCCGUCCCUCGGCGUGGGCGCUCCAUCAGCUCCGCCGGCAUCUCCCCUCCUCCUCCUCCUCCCCGCACACCCACACACUUUCCCCGUCCCUCCUCCCCGCCACUCCGCAGCAGAGUGCUUUUGCAGCCGGUGCGGCUCCUGAGGAAGGAGGUGUGCGGCUUUUUUCCCCUCUCCUUUUUAUUUUUAAUUUUUUUUUCUUUUCUCCGGAGCGGACCUUUCGGAGGAACAGCUGCAGCAGCCGCGGCCACACCGGGACCGAGCAGGGAGAAUGGCCGGGGGGCUUCUCCCGGGGCUGCUUUUCAUCUUGCACGCCGCGGCUCGCCUGGCCGCCGAGCAAGAAGUUGAAAACCUCUCCGGGCUCUCCCCUAACCCCGAGAAGGACAUCUUCGUGGUGCGGGAAAACCGGACGACGUGUCUCAUGGCCGAAUUCGCCGCCAAGUUCAUCGUCCCCUACGACGUGUGGGCCAGCAAUUAUGUGGAUCUGAUCACGGAGCAAGCCGAUAUCCCGCUGUCGCGGGGCGCCGAGAUGAAGGGCAAGUGCGGCACGAACGAGUCGGAGCUGGAGCUCUCGUGGCUGGACCAAGCGUACACCCUCAAACUCUCCUUCCUCAAGGAGGGGCACAACACGUCCCGGGGCCCCGAGGCGUCCUGGAAGCUCAGCCGGAUCCAGUUCACGUACGACACCUCCGAGCGCACCUACUUCAAGGAUGCCGUCAGCCCCGGGAAGCACACGGCCAGCUCGCACCGGCUCUCGGCCCUGGUGACCCCUGCCGGGCGGUCCUACGAGUGCCAGGCGCAGCAGACCAUCUCCCUCGUGUCCAGCGACCACCAGAAGUCCGUGCAGCUCCUGCUGUCGGAAGUGCGGCUCCAGCCCUUCGACAUCCCCGCGGAUUUUGUCUUCAGUGAAGAGCACAAGUGCCCGGUGGACCAGCGGGAGCAGCUGGAGGAAACGCUGCCCCUGAUCCUGGGGCUGAUCCUGGGGCUGGUGAUUGUGGUCACCCUGGGCAUCUACCACAUCCACCACAAGCUGACAGCCAGCCAGGUGCAGAUCCCUCGGGACAGAUCUCAGUACAAACACAUGGGCUAGGAGCAGCACCGGGACACGCAGGCACUGAUCAGGUAGAAAAAGCAAAAGCACUUUUUUC
Melozone crissalis (California towhee) is the source of this 1226-nucleotide messenger RNA. RefSeq names its product lysosomal associated membrane protein family member 5 (gene LAMP5). Gene Ontology annotation, cellular component: membrane. NCBI's taxonomy places the organism in Eukaryota, Metazoa, Chordata, Aves, Passeriformes, Passerellidae. The transcript is spliced from 6 exons. Bases 350 to 1168 code for a protein of 272 amino acids. The record is from RefSeq and is a predicted model, not a curated record.